Messenger RNA from Branchiostoma floridae (Florida lancelet), 960 nucleotides. Its product is annotated as cannabinoid receptor 1-like. Lineage: Eukaryota; Metazoa; Chordata; Leptocardii; Amphioxiformes; Branchiostomatidae. The record is from RefSeq and is a predicted model, not a curated record. Gene Ontology annotation, cellular component: membrane. The transcript has a single exon. Gene Ontology annotation, biological process: G protein-coupled receptor signaling pathway. The coding region runs from base 1 to 960 and encodes 319 amino acids. Gene Ontology annotation, molecular function: G protein-coupled receptor activity.
AUGGUGUCCAACGCAACAAAUGCCACCAUCCAUUCAUCCAUCGCAGAGGAGAAGAUCCUCGACGCUUUAGACUGUUACUACGAGUGUCUUGAAAGAAAUCUAACCUACGACGAGGCCAACGAGCGCUGCUCCGUGUACGGCAAUCCGUUCAGCGGUGCUGACGUUAACGCGGUGUGCAUGGGCCUCUUGGGGUCGCUCGUUGUUCUGUCCAACUGCAUCGUACUGUGGGGAAUACUAGGAACGAAACAACUACGAAAAGCCAUGUACUACUACAUAGCUAACCUUGCUGUUGCCGAUCUUGUGGGAGGCGUCGUCUGUCUGUAUGUAGCGUUCAGGCCGGACGCUCCAAGUCUUUGGGAGAGACUAAGUCUUAGAACGUUCAUAGCCCUCGCGAUGGUCCUGUCCACAAGCGCACUGACUCUACUGUCCAUAGACCGCUACGUCUCCAUCAUACACCCUGUCGUGUACCAUAACAAGGUGAGCGGACGCCAGGCGUGUGUAGUCAUCCUGACGUCUUGGGUUGUGAUACUUCUUGUGACUUUCUCGUCGCUCAUGGGCUGGAACUGUUUAGAGAAAGACUAUGCCUUCAGUGGUAGGUGUGCCAGCUAUCUGACGCUGGGUAAUAUGAUUUUUAUCGUCACUAUAUUACUCUUGCUCGUGUGCGUUACGCUGUGGGCGAACAUCCACAUCUACCGCGCAAUCAAGCGACUGAUGAACAGAAACCCCGGCGGGCAAGGAUUGGCUGCAAGCCGACGGGACGUGAGGGUCAUCGCGGUCGACAACGAGCCACAACCUGGACCGUCCAAACGGCCGGAUAAUCUGUCGGAACUCGGCGGGCCACCGGCGGGUGGACUCCGUCGGGACGCAAGCAGCAACGCGGUCGACAACGAGCCACAACCUGGACCGUCCAAACGGCCGAAUGUCCCACCGUCGCCACGGCCACCGCCUAACAAUGAAUGA